CUGUCCUCGGUCGGGCGCGGCGCUUUGGCAGCCGAGCAGCCGAGCAGCCGGGCGGCAGCGGGAUGGAGCCAACUCCCGAGUGUGAGGCGGCGGCCACGGCGGAACCUCAAGUGUCUUCCACGAAGGCACCCAAGGACUACGACAGCAAGUGCGUGUUUUGUCGCAUCGCCGCGCAGCAGGACGCGAACACGGAGCUGCUGCACUGCGAGAACAAGGACCUCGUUUGCUUCAGAGAUAUCAGGCCAGCAGCGCCUCAUCAUUAUCUUGUGGUGCCAAAGAAGCAUCUUGGAAAUUGUAAGGAGCUGAAGAAAGAUCACGUAGAGUUGGUUGAGAGCAUGGUAGCUGUUGGAAAAGCCAUUCUUGAAAGGAAUAAUUUCACGGACUUCACAGAUGUGAGGAUGGGAUUCCAUAUGCCACCAUUCUGUUCCAUUUCUCACUUGCACCUCCAUGUUCUGGCACCGGUCAGUCAGUUUGGCUUCUUAUCAAAGCUGGUUUAUAGAGUUAAUUCCUAUUGGUUUAUUACAGCUGAUUCUUUGAUUGAAAAGUUAAGAACAUAACAAGUUCCACAGUGAAGAUGUUCUAACUCUUGGCUCAGUAUGAACUAAUAUUCUGGCUGCGGAAGACUAAUUGCAAUUGUAAGGUUUGUCGGGUUUUAUGAGUGGCACUGAGUCACCGUAAAUCUUGACUGAUUAUGUUUCUUGAUAUCUGUGACACAGUUAUAUGACUACUUGGUCGCUGACUUCUUUGUUGUAAUGUUGACUAAGGAUUUUAUGUGUUACAUGCUACAGUUAAACUCCAAUUUGAAGCAGGUUCAUUUAAGCAAAAAUUGUUUUUUAAAUUGUUCAAAUAUUUUUCAUUUCUUAUGAGUCAGCUGCAGUGGGUGAUUUAUUUCUAACAAAAACUUAUAAUUUAUUGGAAUUUUAUUACUAUGAAAGAUAGAAAUUGGUAAUUUCUUGACAAAUUUUCAAAAUAAAGAAUUUAAUUCUACAUAAGAUUCUCUGAUUGUACUGAUGAAAACUGUUAUCUGAGCCACUUUUUACUCAUGCUUCAGGUGCGUUUACUUCCUAAAACUUACUAUCUUUGAUAAACUAGUUCUGAAAGCUAUCUGAUGCAUAUUCAGCAGUCCUGCCUUACUUAUGGGGUAUACAUUCAAGAUUACCAGUGGAAGACCUGGAACUGGAACUGGAAAGCUGUGAAUCACUGAAGCUGCACAUAUAUAUGAUAAAGUCUAAUUUGUUCUCAGAAAGAAAUGACCAAUAGUUAAUAAUAAAGCAGAAUAAUUAUAAUGAUACAAUGUGGAAAUAUUGUGGUUUGCCUUUGGGGCUGUUAUCGAGUAAGACAAAGGCAACUGGAACAUUAGUGCUGUGACAGGUGACAGCUGAUCUGUUAAAUGAGAUUGUGUGAUGAAUAAACAGGUAGCACAUACAGUGUGGAUACACUGCACAGAGCCUUCCAGGCAGAGUGUCAGGGGGUGGCCGAAGAUUUAAUUGUGUUGCUUAGCUCAGCACACAAUUUUAAGGUUAUGAAUUGUUUAUUUCUGGAAUUUCUUAUGUGAUAUUUUUGGAUCUUCGAUGACUGGGGCAAAUGAAACCAUGACUAAAUGGGAACUUAAGUUAUACAAUUUCUAACAGAAAUCUGCAAUCAAUCUGGCAAAAAGAAUUCAGUGUAAUGGAGUUUUACUUGUAAGAACAUAAUAAAGGAGAAAGAAAUAUGAAGUUAUUCUAUUAUUGUGUUAAAGCUGGAAAAAUUGUGUUAAAGCUGUUGCUUAUCGGAAUUUUUUUGGUAACAAAAUAAAAUUGGAAUAAAAAUAGCUAGCUUUUUAUUCUAAUUUAUCAUGAAAAAUAACAGAUUUGGAAGUAGAUAUAUGUGCUUGAUGAGACAUUUUAUUUUAAUGACAUGAUGUUAAUGUUGAUAUUUCAUGAGGCAUGCUUGAUUUGUCUUUUGGUGCCAAUCUACAGUUACAGCAGUUAAUGGAAAUGCAGAGCAGGUCCUACAUUGUGCUAGUGAACAUAAAUGAAAAUAGGAUCGAAAGCAUUGCCAGAAAAAGGUUAAGACUGCUCAUUGUAUUUAACUUUCUAUUAAAAAUCACUUUAUGUGAGAUGAAAUACAUUUAAUGCUUGGUAAUAAUAUCUGACAUCUAUAUUAUUUAGUUGGUUGACUGAAUUAAUUAUUCAUCAAAUACUAAUUGAGCAUUUAACAUGUACCUGAUACCAAAAUCAGAAAAUAAAGUCAUGAGAAGGACCAUCUACUUUUAACUGCUGAUAAAGGGGACAAAAAUCAGUGGGUUAAGUUUAGAUUGCUAAGGGCUGUAAUGUCACUAAAGUGGAAAGUAAAUGUGAGCAUUCAAGACCCAACUCAGUGGUGUGUGCAGGGUCAGUGCAGGCUGAGAAGCCCACGUGACGUUGCCCUGGGUGCCUCGAGCUCGGCUUCCACUGUUAUUUACUUUGCGGUUGACAUGGAUGUCCCAAUUUGAGUUUGUUCAUCGGAGGUUGAGAGGAAAUCAGAGAUAGUGAUACAGAGUAUCAAAGUUAGAUUUAUAGGUUUUUCGGUAAGCUUUAUGAAAUAGUUCACUGAGCACCAACAAAAACUUACAAAUUUCUAGAAAUCACUUAAAAUAUGACCAGCUUCAGAAAAGCAAAUUUCAACAUAGGCAGUAUCUGUGUGUUUUACUGUAUGAACUUGUUAUAAUUAAUUAUAUAUCACAAUGUAAUUAUAAUAACAAGCUGUUUAAGGAAUCUCUUAAAAAUGGAUCAACUGAUUGAUUAAAAUAUAUUGGCUUAUAUCUUCUCACGAGAGCAGUUCUUCUUGGUUGUAAAGUCCUGGGAAACUUACAUAAUUAGUAGAGGUCUGUCUUCUCAUAUGAAGACUCCUAACCAAAUUACUACAAUUAAAAAUCACUUAGUCUCUUCAGUAAUCCAAGUGUUUGGUUAUUCCCUCACUGUCUAUAACAUUAAUCCAAACUUAUUCAAAACCUGUCUUAGAAAAGUUUCAUGGAGUACUGAGGGCACUAUUUAUGCAUGUUGUGAUAUUAGUUAUGGAACUGUAAGAAAAUUAUAAUGAAUUAUUUCAGAGAGUAUGUACUGACCUAGAAGAAAUCUAAAUAAAGAUGGAAAAAAUA
Messenger RNA from Ochotona curzoniae (black-lipped pika), 3118 nucleotides. RefSeq names its product histidine triad nucleotide binding protein 3 (gene HINT3). The record is from RefSeq and is a predicted model, not a curated record. NCBI's taxonomy places the organism in Eukaryota, Metazoa, Chordata, Mammalia, Lagomorpha, Ochotonidae. The coding region runs from base 63 to 557 and encodes 164 amino acids. Gene Ontology annotation, molecular function: catalytic activity. The transcript is spliced from 5 exons.